AUGGUACAAUGGUUAAUUAUUAUUCUUAUUUAUAAUUUUACAAUUGUUAAAUUAUCAUUUGGUGAAGUAACACUUUCAUUACGUUUACUUCAUUAUAAAAAUCGUAAUGGUUUAACAUAUGAAAAUCGUCCAUGUGAUACAAGACUCGAACAUGAUAUCAAUCGAGAUGGUCGAUGUGAUACAGGAUUUUUAUUUUGUCUUGUACGUUUACCAUUUCAAAAUCCACAUAAUUGCACAUUAGGUGAUCAUUUUACGGGCUUUGUUGGUGCUGAUGAUAUACAUUUUGUAAAUAUCAAUCAAAAAUUUCCAAGAUCGUCUUAUGCAGUACAAAAUAAAAAACAACGUUCAUCAUUAAUUUCACUUUGGUUUCAACCAACAAUUUAUUUUCAUUUUAAAUAUCCAAAAAAUGGUAUUGGUCUUAUUGUGGAAGUGUUCGAUAUAGAUGAUAUUAAUAAUCAUACAAUACAUGAUUCGAUUGAUUUUUAUGGACGAACAUUACUUGAUCUUAAACUUUAUCCUUCAAUUGAUAUUGCACAACCACAAAGACUCUAUCUUCGAAGUCUAUUUGGUACUUAUACAAAUUUAACUGCUGAUUUUUCGCUCUAUUGUUCACCAAAUUAUUACGAUGAGAAUUGUGAAACAUUUUGUUUACCGAAUGAACAACGUUAUGAAUGUGAUUUAAAUACUGGACAAAAAAUUUGUAAACAUGGAUAUAUUGGUUCAGAUUGUCUUAGUGAUGUACGUGCAUGUGAAGAUCAACCUUGUCUAAAUAAUGGAACAUGUGUUGUAUAUCUUCGAAGUUAUUUAUGUCAAUGUCAAAAAGGGUUUAUUGGUAAAUCUUGUGAGAUUGAUUCAACUAUAAACAGCAUUAAUUAUACAUGUAAUCGAGCAACUUGUGUUCAUGGUGAUUGUUCAAAAAAUGGAGCAUGUAUAUGUCAUGAUAACUGGACAUUAGAAAAUUGUAAUCAAAGUCUUAUUAUAAGAGAAACUGCUUGUACAAGUUAUCCAUGCUUGCAUAAUUCAACAUGUGAAAAUUUAAUUCAUGGAAAUUCAUCAUUAACGUAUCAAUGUCAUUGUCGACUUGGUUACACCGGUCGGAAUUGUGAAGUUGCAAUCGUUACAUCUUGUGAACGAACACCAUGUAUACAUGGUCAAUGUUUAAAAAUUGAUUUAUAUACAGAAAUAUGUAUCUGUGAAAAUAAUUGGAGUGGAAUUGAUUGUUCUCAAGCAUUAACAACUACUGCUGUAUCAAUCACCGAGCUUUAUCCUAUCACAUCAAUGCCAUCAAUACAAAUACCGCUGAUAAAACCAAUAAAAAAUUUAGCAAAUACACCUUUAACAACUGAUUUAGCUGAUUAUUUUGAUUUGUUAAAUGUAAGUUCUGGAAUACGUCGAGCAGUAAAUUCAUCACAAUUAAUGACAACACCUUCAAUUUCGUAUAAAAAUAAAUAUUCACCAUGUUUAAGUACACCAUGUCUACAUAAUUCAACUUGUGUUGUACAAUCCGAUUAUCGUUUUCAUUGUAUUUGUCCAUCUUCAUUUAUUGGAAUUUAUUGUGAAAUUGAAACAAAUCCAUGUGAAAGUUCACCAUGUCAACAUCAAAGUAUCUGUAUAACAAAAUCAAAUCAUGAACUUCAAUGUAUAUGUCGACCACAAUACACAGGCAAAUAUUGUGAAAAUCCUCCAUUAUUACCUGAGCUGAAAUGUACUCUUGUUUGUUUAAAUGAUGGUAUUUGUCAGAUUAAUGAAUCCAAUAAAGAACAGUGUAUAUGCAAAGCAUCAUACACAGGUUCCCUUUGUGAAUUUGCUAAAAAUAACUGUACUGAUUCCUUAUGUCAUAUUGACCCAUGUACAUCGAAUCCAUGUUUAUUUAAUGGAACAUGUCAAUCAGUAAUCUCUUCGACAAAUUACACGUGUUUAUGUCUUGAACAAUAUACGGGUGAUCGAUGUGAAGUUGAUAUUAAAUUAUAUUCAUCAUCUGGUAUGUCAGGUGAUAAUCAUGAUGAGAAUAAUUCCACAGAUCUUUGGCCAUUAGCUAUUGUCUUCGGUUAUGUAUUUUGUUUAAUGUUAGUUUUUAUUAUUAUUUGGUUUUUAUGGUAUGGUUUAACUAUUCGUCCUCAAUCAUAUUUUCGUUCCGAUAUUCCAUAUAGUGAACGUACUACUGAUCGUUAUCAACCAUAUCGUUUAGGUGUUAGUAAUCCACUUUUUUUUACAAAUCAAGAAUAUAAUUCAAAUCAAAUAUUAAAAACAUUUUCACAUUAA
Adineta steineri is the source of this 2262-nucleotide messenger RNA. The record is from the annotation of a GenBank genome assembly. NCBI's taxonomy places the organism in Eukaryota, Metazoa, Rotifera, Eurotatoria, Adinetida, Adinetidae.